Molecule: messenger RNA, 1473 nt
Organism: Debaryomyces fabryi
Lineage: Eukaryota; Fungi; Ascomycota; Pichiomycetes; Serinales; Debaryomycetaceae
Gene: CBP1
Product: Cbp1p
Exons: 1
Coding region: 1-1473 (490 amino acids)
Molecular function (GO): oxidoreductase activity
Source: RefSeq, a predicted model, not a curated record
AUGUCCAAACCCAUUGAAGUUGAAGUGUGUAUUAUUGGUGGAGGAGUGUCUGGUCUUAAGGCAGCUCAUACUCUACUCAAUUACUCUGAAUCGAAAUAUUCCUCUAAAGAUUUGAUUUUGCUCGAAGCUCAAGAUAGGCUUGGAGGUAGAAUAUUUACCGAUCGGACGUCGUCAAAAUUGGGAUUAUCUUACGACUUAGGAGCAUCAUGGUUUCAUGAUUCCUUAAACAACGUUGUGUUGGAAGAAUCAAUUAAUGAUGGUAGUUUCAAUGUUAUGGAGGACGGCUACUAUGACGAUAAGGAUAUGAAAGUCUUCGCAUCUGAUAAAGACGGACCACUAGAUGUCAACGAUAUGAGACUCCAUAGAGUAGCCGAGGAUUUGGAAAAGUUUAUCGAGUUAUACUAUUUCGAUGAUUUGGACAAAAAAGACAUGCCGUUAUACAAAAUAGUUGGGAUGUUUAUGGAAAAGCAUUCUUCAAGAUUGACUACGGAGCAAAAGAAAUAUUGCAACACCAUGUUGAGAUAUCUCGAAUUAUGGUAUGGUAUUACGUGGGACAAAAUCAGUGCCAAGUAUUCAAUUAUGGACCACCAAGGCAGAAACCUAUUCAAUAAGAAGGGUUACGAUUUCGUGAUUAACAAAUUGUCUCGGGAUAUCCCAGAGGAUCGAAUUCUCCUUGCCCACCCUGUCACUAGUAUUAUUCGUAAUAAUAAGAACGGUGACAAAAAGGUAGCAGUAGAAUCGGCCAACGGGCCCACGGUUUAUUGUAAUUAUCUCAUAGUUACAGUCCCUCAGAGCAUAUUGUCAUUGAGCCCGCUGCAUAUCCAUGGGAUAACCUGGACGCCACCUCUUCCAUCUAACAUCACCAAUGCAUUAGAAAGUAUUCACUUCGGUGCAUUGGGAAAAGUCAUUUUCGAAUUUGACUCUUGCUGGUGGGAUAUCAAUGAAGACAGGUUUGAAAUACUUGCUGAUUCCACCGAUGAUAGUCUGCUCUCCGAGUCUUUAAAACUGCCUCCCAAAAGCUUUUCAUUCCCUGUAUUUGCAGUCAACUAUGCUGCCGUACAUAAGAACUCAACCAAGGGUGCUAGUCUUUGUAUUCUCACGCAAUCUCCACUAACUGACUACUUGGAGUCGCACCCAGAUCAAGCAUGGUCCUAUUUCAAACCCAUGUUGGCCAAGCUAAAAUUCAGCGAUCAUGAAGUAUCAGAUCCAAUCAACACUAUCACUUCUAACUGGACCAAUAAUCCAUAUGUAAGAGGCUCCUACAGUGCUGUUGAAUCGGGAGAUGAUCCAUUAGAUAUUAUCACCCAAUUAUCUGGUGAGCACGACUGUGGAUUGACAGACAAAAAUAUCCGUUUUGCAGGUGAACAUACUAUUCUGGAUGGAUCGGGGUGUGUACACGGAGCUUAUAUGAGUGGUCAAAGAGAAGCUAUAUGGAUCCUUAAGGAUUCUGGUGCUAUCAGUACUGCUGAAUAG